GGAGGUUUUAGGGCGACCGACGACGCCUGGCCAGUGCGCCGCCAGCAGCCUCCAGGAAGGCCUGAGAGGAAGCCUCGCUCCGGUCGUCCCGCCGCCGGUGCAAACACGCUCAAUGCCCUAGCUGUGAUAUUUGUACAAAACUUCUCCCGAGCCAUGUGGGCGUUGUUCGUUAGAGGACAAACAACCGUUGCUUGUGUACGAUUAUGAGAGACGCCGACGGCGUGACAGAGUCUUGUAGCAAAAUGUUUGACAUGUCAAUUCAGGAGAUAAACGGUAAGGGACCGAAGAAGAGGAAAAAGUCGUUGGAGCCAAACUGUGAUAUAGAUCGGGGUGAGUGCGGGAACGAGAAAGUCGAGGUUAAGAAUGGAGGAGGCGUCAAUGAGGAGUCUAAGGAAGAGCAGCGAAGAGUUGGAGACAAGAGUGUGGAGCUGCUGCAUUGGCGCGACAUGCCGCAACAUCUUCAAUUCAAUCCGUACGUGUUGACCGGCUACCGGCCGUUGCAAAGCUUCGGAGGCUGCGUACGCAGUCUGUUCUACUUCCACAAUGAGACCAUUAAUAUACUGACACAUGGAGUAUCCCUGUUGUAUAUGAUGGCGGUACUGCCAGGGUUGCUUCCUUGGGGCGGCGGUGGUGGGGCGUGGUUCCUGUCCCUCUGCCACUUGAUGGGAGCACUCGCGCCCUGGUGCGGCUCCUUCCUCUACCACCUGUUCAUGAACCACACCCAGGGCGCCAGUUUGUAUCACCGACUGUUGCAAUUGGACAUGCUGGGCAUUUGGGUCAGCCAGAGCAUCGGUGCUAUCCCUAUGGUGACAGCGACAGUGUACUGUGCGCCUACCCUCCUCCGGUACGCGGCGCUGGCUGUGUACUGCCUAGGGAGUCUGAUUGGUCUUUAUAAGGCGAUGCGUGCGUGGUCCCCGUGGGAGCGGAGGCUGUGCUUCGCUGCUCCUUUCUGCAUGCGUCUGCUGCUGGCUGGUGCUCGUGCAGCGAAUCUCGCUGGUGGUGACCCUCACGCCAUACUGCACGUAUUCCUUCAAGAUGCAGUGUCCCUUGGAGGUGGUGUGAUAGGCGCCAUGCAUAUACCGGAAAAGUGGUUCCCGGGUACUGUGGACCGCUGUCUGAAUUCACACAACAUCAUGCACGUGCUGGUUGUGCUUGCUGUGUACUCCAUGCAUCAGGUUACCACACGUGAUUUAGCAUGGAUGUCCAGCGUCGACUGUCGUCGGCUCUGACGAUAACGCCGCCGUGAAGCCAUCAACACACGAGCGGUUUAAAAACGCUCCUCCACAAACACGGAAUACAUAUCCGCGUUAAUUUGCUACAUAUAAAAACUACCUUACUUACUUUUAUGUUCAUUACAUACAAUAGGUAGACAAUAUAAUGGCCUAUCACUUUAACAAGACGUUGGUAAUGUUGAAGACGAUCAACGACCGCACGUAACAGCUGAUAUGUUAUUAAUAGCUAUAUAGUGAUAAGAUAAGGAGUACAAUUAACAUAAUUUGACGCUAAUCUAUUGAAACCUUCCGUAGGCUUUAUAUUAGAUGUAAACACUAUUUUAUUAGAUCUUCUUCUACAUUGGUCCGUUGUUGUUAAGAUUAUUUUACAAACUCUGUAGAUAUUACGAUGCGUAUGUAAAAUUAUUAAAUGGUAUAAUUAAAUAAUUCAUACUUAAAUAUGACAAUAUACAUGCACUCAAGUGAAUCACUCACAUCGCACGCACACAAUUUAAUGCUAAAAAAUCAAGAGUACGUAAAAUUUUAUUUGUGUGAGAAAUAUGAUCUCUUAAAGUAAGUACAUUAUAGUUAUAAGAAUAACAUUUAUUGGACGCUCGGCGGUAAACAUGUUGUCAGCAACACGGCUUUAUAAAUAACAAUUAUGUAAGUAUUCUACAAGAUUUUGCAUCUUAUCAGUCUGCUAUAUCUUGAGUUUUUCCCUCCAUUAUCAGUAAUAAUUUAAAAUUUUUAUUGAACACCACGAAUUCCUAUUCUAGAUUUCGUCUACAACUGUGGUUGUAAGAGUCUAUCUUAAUAAGUACUAUCUAGUCAAAUCAAAUAGACUUUAAUUUUGCUAAUUAUUACCAAAAUGGUUCUUAUAAAUAAUGUUAUACGUAAAUUAUCACUAAUAGAUCUAAACCAUCACGUCUCGCUUUAAGAUAACAAUUUUAUUUUAUGUACAGUAACACCCUGUAUCUGCUUCCUAUUUAAUGUAAGGUAGAAAAUUAUUUAUAGCAUGCUAUUAGUUAUGCGUCUUUUUGGGUUAACUUAAAAACUAAACCUUAAACCUUAUAUAUUCAAAACAAUUUCAGCGAAUAAAUAAAAAAUAUAUAUUUGUUGUACAUUUAAUUUUUAAGAAAUACAUAAUUUAUAAAUUUUUUUUUAUUAUAUUUUAAUUGAUGAUUAAACACAUAUUUUUAUCUAAAUUAAUAUUUACCGAAUAGUGAUUAAAUAACGCUAUUUUAAUGAAGAGCAUUUAUCAUGUUUCACUCGUGACACAUCUAAUAUGAAAACUCACUUUAAGUCGGUGACAUCAACUACGUGUUACCUAAACUUAUAAAUAGUGACGGGUGUCACUGUAAAAUAUCUAUAAAAUUUUUAACUUACCGCUUUAAUAAUAACUAGAAGUAAUUUAGCACCAAAUUAUCUUUUAACAUAUAAGUAGUAUACUCAAAUAGCGUAGUCCUGUUAGGAGGCUAGCGAACAGCAAUAAUUAGUGAAUCUUGUAGGUAUUGACGAGCGUAGUAUAGAUUACGAAGCAAUUAAAACUGUUGUCAAUACAUUUCCAUUAUGUUAGAAUAUUUUGAUAGUGUUUUAGCCAAAUGUAGAUAGAUUUUGAUGACCGUUUGGGAUGUGACCGUGACCGAUGCCAACACUACAUUAAAUUGUUUAAUAUUCAUUUAAAUAUUAUAUUUUUGGAUAUCAAUAUAUCAUCUUAAUACAUAUAUCAAUAGUAUUUAUAUGUAAAUUCCAUGUGAAAUACAAUAUUCAUAUAAUAUAUCUAAAACUAGUCUACAAAGUCAACAUAUAUUUAUACAUAUAUUAUGUUAACAAAUUUUAUUGUUAGAAUUAAUUUAUCGAAGUUAUUAAUGGACGAAAUGUCAAAUGGAUAGUUCCAGAAGUAACGAAGAAGGUUUGUUAUAAUUCCUUUUUUAUUUCUUUUUAAACUUACAAUCAUUUUUAAAUUAAUUAACUUAAAAUAGAACUAUAUUACGUCUGUACAUAAGAAACUGUUUGUGAAGUAUUUUAAUGUUAAUUUAACUGUAAAUUUACUAAAUUCGUUUAAUUAUAUAACUUCAGAAUCAAUUCAUUUUCAAUUAAUGUGUUCGCUUAAAUCAUUAAAAAAUCAUUAAACCAACAUGUUAUCAGAAAUGAUAUCCGUUCUACGUAAUUUUCUUUGUUUAAAACGAUUUGAUUGUCGUCAGUUUUAAAACUGGCUCGUAAUUAGUGAAAUUGAGCAUUAAAUUAGUAAAUAGAAAAAUAUUGAUUGAAGAGUUUAAGCAGCUAUGACAGUUUACCCGCCAGUUUCACAAUACGUAACGAAAAAAAUUAUAUCAUUUUUAACAAAAACAAAGUUAAAAGCAAAGCCCUUUGUUUAUUUCAUAUCAUGACACAUAUAUAGCGAUUUUCCUCCUAUAACAUGGCCGUAAGGCGUCGUGUCGCUGUGAUUGUAUCGAUGUUACGUUACUAACUAAUUGAAACCUGCCUUCAAUCAUAUAAAUUAGCAUAAUUUUAUUCAUACACGGUUCCGAUGGUGAUGAACAUAGCAAUACGCCAGUAUUUUUAAAUAUAAUAUGUUUGGAGUGUUUCCAUAGUACUACACGAUGUACAAUUAUUAGUGUUUGUUAGAAAUUACGUAUUGAAUAAUGCAAUGUAGUGUGAGUUGAUGAAAGUAUUAAAGUUUAUUUGAAUUUAA
This is a messenger RNA of Danaus plexippus (monarch butterfly), 3906 nucleotides long. RefSeq names its product progestin and adipoQ receptor family member 4. NCBI's taxonomy places the organism in Eukaryota, Metazoa, Arthropoda, Insecta, Lepidoptera, Nymphalidae. Gene Ontology annotation, molecular function: signaling receptor activity. Gene Ontology annotation, cellular component: membrane. Bases 204 to 1229 code for a protein of 341 amino acids. The transcript is spliced from 6 exons. The record is from RefSeq and is a predicted model, not a curated record.